Messenger RNA from Metopolophium dirhodum (rose-grain aphid), 1764 nucleotides. Its product is annotated as protein SERAC1. NCBI's taxonomy places the organism in Eukaryota, Metazoa, Arthropoda, Insecta, Hemiptera, Aphididae. The transcript has 9 exons. The record is from RefSeq and is a predicted model, not a curated record. Bases 60 to 1316 code for a protein of 418 amino acids.
GCCACUCGGUUAGUUAUUGUUAAACGUUCGUACGCAUGUGACUGUUUGCAAAUGACGCAAUGGACGAUCGACUUUCCAGCACCGACCAUAGCUGGUUCAAGUAUUUUCCAAAUGCAAUAAAAGCUGCGUUGACGUGUCAGAGUCAGAAUAUUAUGAAGACAGCUCAAGAUAUUGCAUAUGUCAUCUGUUACUUUAAACCUGACAUCGCAUCAUACCAGCAAAUGCUUGUACUAUGUUGGGUGAAGACCAAGAAUAUGUUUUUCUAUGAAACUGCAUCGAUUAUUUCAUUUGUAUUAUGGCUUUUGAAUAACAGUUGGUGGUUGGCGAGAUUUGCAAUAGAAAAAUGUAAUAUUGCGUUAAAUACGAUCGAUCAAAAACCGAAUUGGAUUGAAUCAGAAGUCGAUGGUCCCAAAAGAUGUGAAGUUAAAUGUGAAGUACUAUACGACCCGGGACUUGAAUCAACUUUCAUGGACGUGGUUUUUAUACACGGACUUAGGGGUGACAAACUUAAGACAUGGAAACAAGGUGUGUGGAAACAAGUGGAUCAGAAACCUGAGCCCGUGGUUGUCAGGAAUUCCGGAUUAUCCACAAUGAAUCAAUUUGAAAGAUUGGCUAUCGGCAAUGAGAUCAAAGAGUUUACUAAUUGUUGGCCCAGAGAUUGGUUGCCACUGGAUUGUCCAUAUGUCCGAGUUAUAACCAUCAGCUACAGUACCGACCCUUAUUUGUGGAGACCCAUAUGGUUAAGCAAACCAGUUAGAACAACCAUGAAAGAUAGAGGCUUGGAGAUGAUAUCACUUCUAAGAAAUGUGCAUGUCGGACAGCAUCCCAUCACGUGGGUUGGUCAUUCUAAAGGGGGAUUGUUCAUAAAACAAAUAUUAGUUCAUGCUAAUGAAAACCAGCAAACUCACAAAAUCAUAUCAAAUACCAGGGGAAUAUUAUUUUAUAGUGUUCCCCAUAACGGAUCUCCUUUAGCCAAUAUAAAACUACCAUUGUUUCAACGAUCAAUUGAAUUACAGGAGUUAGUAAAUGAUACACAAGAUAUACAAAAACUUCAGAAAACAUUUCAUGAAAUGAUGAACGUUAAUAGACAAAUUCAAGUGAAGAGUUUUAUUGAAACCAAAUUGACACUUAUGAAACUAAUUUAUUUAAGGAUUGUUUCUAUACAGUCUGCAGAUCCAGGAUUUGGAGAUUUAUAUGGUGUUCCGUUGGAUCAUCGAAAUAUUUGCAAACCAAAAAACCGGAAUUGUUUUCUAUAUCAAGAGCUGGUUAAUAUGAUACAAUCAUUAAAGCAAUCAACAGUCGAAGAAACGGUGUAAAGAUAAAAAAAAAAAUAUUAAACAUAUAAAAAGACAAGAUGGCAACCACUCAGAUAAUGUAGUACUAUAAUCGACACCAAUCACCCGAAGACCUUCUUCAUCAGUGGGUAACCAAUCAGACGGCCAACAUUGACUAUAACCUUCAUUGAGAGCAGUUUGUCGUACAGUGGAAUUAUUCCUUUUCAGAAACAGUUAUAUAUAUAAUAAAAUUUAAUAUCAAUGUAAAAAUAAAAUAUUACCCUUUUAAUGAGUAAGGCCCGUUUCCUUUAACAUUUUCUUUAUGUGGUAUGUCGUUCAAAACAAACUCAAAAUCACUUCCAAUCAAGUCCCACUCUCUGGCUUUGACUUCUUUGUAACUAUCCAAAUAGUUUUGCAUAUCUUCACCAACUGGUCCUUUUAGUGUAGCAGUAUUUGAUAAGUUAUGAGAUUCAUUCUUGUUAUUCAUAUC